Molecule: messenger RNA, 2472 nt
Organism: Tinamus guttatus (white-throated tinamou)
Lineage: Eukaryota; Metazoa; Chordata; Aves; Tinamiformes; Tinamidae
Source: RefSeq, a predicted model, not a curated record
GAAGCAGCCUGAUGUGAUGUGUUGUGUUCUGGACUUCCAGGGCUUUGGUCAGAGUGGUGGGUGCUCCUCCAGCAAGCAAUGGACCAUGCCAGAGCAGCAAUUUCUAACUUGUUUGGUGGCGAGCCCAUGUCAUACACGCGCUUCAGCAUUGCUCGGCAAACAGACGGCGACAACAGCCACGUGGAGAUGAAGCUGUCUGCUGAUGAUGAGGAAGGAGGGGAGAUGGGGAGGCAGGAGAACCUGCAUACCACCAUGGGGCAGCCACGGAGGACCGGCAAGAACCUCUGCUUCCUAAUCAUCGCAGCUGUACUCCUGCUUUUGAUUGGGUUUCUCAUCGGCUACUUGAGUUACCGUGGACGAAUGCAGAUGGCUGGAAAGUGUCUAGAUGGAAGUGGCAGGUGUGAGAUAACUCCUGCUGCUUCUUACUUAACGGAUGCUGAUGAAAUGGAGGAAGAGAUUCCAGAAUCGCGUGUCCUUUACUGGCCUGAACUUAAAGACUUCUUUUCAAAAAGGCUGUCAGUCAGACGUCUUGAAGACAACUUGAGGUCAAGAGCAAAUAGCAGAUCUUUUGAAGCUGGCCAGACUGAAGAUGAGAAUUUGGCCACCUACAUUCAUGACCAGUUCAACAAAUUCUUCUUGGAUAAAGUGUGGAAUGAUGAGCACUAUAUUAAACUGCAGGUCAGAGGAAGCAGCAACAACAAAGUGUCUCUUCUGGAAGAUGGUGGAAGCAUAAGCGAGAGUCCUGAUGCAUAUGUGGCAUACAGCAAGAAUGGCUCUGCCUCUGGCAAACCGGUCUAUGUGAACUAUGGACAAAAAGAAGACUUUCAGCAACUGCAAAAUUUGGGUGUUUUGAAUGAAUCUGUUGUCAUCGUCAGAGCUGGUAAAAUUACCCUUGCUGAGAAGGUUGCAAAUGCCAAAGAGGCAGGAGCAGUUGGUGUCCUGAUGUACAUGGAUCCAUCUGAUUACAAGGGCACGAAUCAACUUGCUCCUUUUGGGCAUGCCCACCUUGGCACUGGAGACCCUUACACUCCAGGCUUCCCUUCCUUCAACCACACCCAGUUCCCCCCAGUCAAAUCUUCGGGAUUACCCGAGAUUGCUGUUCAGACCAUCUCCAGUGAUGCAGCAAGCCGCCUGUUCAGCAAAAUGGAUGGGGGCCCAUGUCCUGCGGAAUGGAAAGGUGGGCUCAUCAGAUGUGCAUUGAUGUCGAGCAGUAAAGACAAUAAGACAGUGCAACUGAAAGUGAACAAUGUCAUGGUGGACAGGAAGAUUCUGAACAUCUUUGGUGCUAUCAAGGGGUUUGAAGAACCAGAUAGAUAUGUUGUGAUUGGGGCUCAGAGAGACUCCUGGGGCCCAGGAGCAGCCAAGGCUGGUGUUGGAACUGCCAUGUUGUUGGAACUUGCUCAAGUGAUCUCAGAGGUGGUGAAAAUGGAUGGCUAUAAACCAAAGCGAAGCAUCAUCUUUGCUAGCUGGAGUGCAGGGGAAUAUGGAGCUGUGGGUGCCACUGAAUGGCUGGAGGGAUACUCUGCCACGCUGCAUGCCAAAGCCUUCACUUACAUUAACCUGGAUGCGGCUGUUCUAGGCUGGCAAAAUGUCAAGAUUUCUGCCAGCCCAAUGCUGUACUCGCUAUUGGAGAGAACCAUGAAAGGGGUGUCGGAUCCAGCGGGUGACAGAAACCUGUUGAACAGAGUUGGCUCGGACUGGGUAAAAGCAGUCGUUCCCCUUGGCCUGGGUGAUGCAGCAUUUCCUUUUCUGGCAUACUCGGGAAUCCCCGCUGUGUCCUUUGGUUUCUAUGAUAGAGGUGAGGACUACUCCUUCCUGGGCACCACUCAGGACACUGUGGAGAACCUGAAGAAGAUUCCCAGACUCUAUGAUCUUAUGCGUGCUGCUGCAGAAGUGGCUGGACAUGUUGCUCUCAGGCUGACCCAUGAUCAUGAGCUCUUCCUGGACUUUGAGAGAUACAGUGAUGAGCUGCUAAUGUUCCAGGAGAAGUUUUUGGAAUAUGAUCAGGAAGUGAAGGAGCUUGGGCUGACCUUGGACUGGCUGUUUUUUGCCCGUGGAGACUUCCAGCGAGCUGUAGAUGGACUAAGAAGAGACAUCGCACAGAGUGAUAGGGAAAACAAGGUCAUGCGCAGAGCCCUGAACGACAGGAUCAUGAAGGUGGAAUACGACUUCCUCUCCCCAUAUCUGUCACCAAAAGAUACUCCCCUUCGGCACAUCUUCUUUGGCAAAGGCUCCCACACCCUGCAGAGUCUGCUGGAGAACCUACAGCUGCUGAAGAACAGCAAGAGCAGUGUGAAUGUGAAUCUACUCAAAGAGCAGCUGGCCCUGGCAACCUGGACCAUCAAAGGGGCUGCCAAUGCCAUAGUAGGGGAUAUCUGGGAUACAGACAAUGAGUUUUAGACACAGCAAGCACCUGGCUAAGGUACAGAAUUAUGGAAACCCACUUUCUAACAUGGCAUUAUAUUUCUGUAG